Molecule: messenger RNA, 5908 nt
Organism: Cyclopterus lumpus (lumpfish)
Lineage: Eukaryota; Metazoa; Chordata; Actinopteri; Perciformes; Cyclopteridae
Gene: dennd4a
Product: DENN/MADD domain containing 4A
Exons: 31
Coding region: 255-5438 (1727 amino acids)
Biological process (GO): regulation of Rab protein signal transduction
Cellular component (GO): cytoplasmic vesicle
Molecular function (GO): protein binding
Source: RefSeq, a predicted model, not a curated record
GUUUGUAAUCAGUCACGUGGGCCGCGCAGGUCUCGAUAAAGCGCUGCUCAGGACGACACGGGCUAUUCGGAUCCUUCCUACUGUUAAUUGUUUUAUAUAAUAACAAAUUAAGACAGCGAUUUUUAUAAACAGCCGAAGCAUACAGUGAGGAAUAAUAUUUCUUAUCAACAGAAAUCUUGGUUUUGUUUCGACGUAGAUUCAUUUUCGACAGAUCCUCUUUCAAUUGAGAUCCCACACUGUGGGAAUGGGAAAUUAUGGAGGAUAAAGGGCCUCGUGUGGCCGAUUACUUUGUGGUUGCCGGCCUUACCGACUUGUCCAAACCUCUGGAGGAGGAGCUUCACUUUGACGAGGCCGGCCCCACGUCUGUCAAACCAAAAGCCCCCAUCACCGACGUAGCUGUGGUGAUCCGCUCCCUGGGUGAAGAGGUACCCCCAGGUUUCACCUGUGUUGAAAGCACCCCCUCAGGCCUCUCUGCAGAGCUCAAUGGAGCCAGCCUCAGGGGCCCGCAGAUAUUCUUGUGCUUCAAGCGAGGCAGAGAUAAGCCUCCACUGACAGAUCUUGGGGUUCUGUAUGAGUGGAAAGAGAAACUGAAAGCUGGAUGUCACAUCGUCCAGACCACACCCUCAGGACGCCCUGCCAACGUCAGCAGCUCGUCUUCCCAACGCAUCUACAUCACCUACCGCCGCGCCCCGAAGAGUCAGCCCCACACUUCACUGGCUGUCACUGAUGUCUGCAUCAUCAUCCCCGGCAAGGGGGAGACGCCUCCUCACACCUUCUGCAAGGUCGACAAGAACCUCAACAGCAGCUUGUGGGGAUCCUCAGUCUACGUUUGUUACAAGAAGUCUCUGGCUAAAGCAAACACAAUCGCAUACAAAGCAGGGCUGCUGUGUAGGUACCCUGAAGAGGACUACGAGUCCUUCCCCCUGCCUGAGUCUGUGCCUAUGUUCUGCCUGCCCAUGGGGGCAACGGUCGAGUGCUGGCCGGCACACACCAAACACUCCCUGCCUGUUUUUUCCACAUUUGUCCUGACGGGUGCCUCUGGAGAGAAGGUUUACGGAGCUGCCAUCCAGUUUUAUGAGUCUUACUCAGAGGAGAGCCUGUCUGAGCGUCAGCGCUCACAGCUCGGCCUCCCAAGUGCUGAUCUUGGACCUGACAGGGACAGGAGUGUUUACAGCAACAAGAGCAUCUGUCUGCUCUCCCACUGGCCCUUUUUCCAGUCCUUCAGGAGCUUUCUCACUUUCCUCUACCGAUACUCCAUCUCUGGACCACAUGCCCUGCCUAUUGAAAAGCACAUCUCUCACUUCAUGCAAAAUGUGCCGUUCCCUUCCACUCAGAGACCACGCAUCCUAGUGCAGCUGUCUCCACACGACAGCCUGAUACUCAGCCAACCUGUGUCGUCUCCACUGCCUCUCAGUGGUGGAAGCCUCUCCACAUUACUACUGAAUCUGGGCCCGAAGAACGCAGCCACUCUGCUGGUGCUGGCUGUCACAGAGCACAAGAUCCUGGUUCAUUCCCUGCGUCCAGCUGUGCUCACAAGUGUUACAGAGGCCCUUGUGUCCAUGAUCUUCCCCUUCCACUGGCCGUGCCCAUACAUUCCUCUAUGCCCGCUGGCACUGGCCGGUGUGCUCAGUGCACCGUGCCCUUUCAUCGUGGGUGUGGACUCCCGAUACUUUGACCUUUAUGUUCCCCCGGCUGACAUUAGCUGUGUGGACCUGGACACCAACACAAUCUCCCAAAAAGAUGACAAGAAGGCUUUAACAUGGAAAAUCUUGCCCAGGAGAGCCUGCAAACAUCUUGUGAAUACUCUGAAUAAGCUCUAUCAGCAGCUCACUGAGGGCGGUCAGCUGAACCGUGAAGAUGUGCAGAUGGAGCACACAGUAACUGACAUUGAGCUCAAUGGUGGGAAGAGCCUCCACACUCUGGAGCUGGAGAUCCAGGAGGCCUUCCUGAGCUUCAUGGCAGCCAUCCUACGAGGCUACCGUUCCUACCUGCUGCCCAUCACCCAAGCACCCUCGGAGAAGACCACUUCCCUCUUUGACAUCCAAGGCUUCGUAAAGAGCAGAGACCGCUCCCACCAGAGGUUUUACUCCCUCAUGACUAAGACUCAAAUGUUCAGCCGUUUCAUUGAGGAGUGCUCCUUCGUCAGUGAUAAAGACGCCAGCCUGGCAUUCUUUGAUGAAUGUGUUGAUAAGCUCUUCACCACUGGAGGCAAGAUGGACAGUGAGCGGCCAGAGGAAACCAGACUGAUUGAACUGGAUGAAUCCUACCACAGUGAGCACACCGUCUACAUCAACCCUCCAGAGCUGCCUCCUCUACCACAGGGAGAAGAGCAUCCUCUGUGCUAUAGCUACUCUGGGUUCCCUGUGCUGAAUGCGGAGCUUCUGGAGCCGCUGGAGGGACCAAAUCCUCCAUCAGCAGCCUCACGCCACAGCAGCCCAGCCAGUCCCACGGCCAUCUUUAGGCGCUCGAAACAGGAGAUCAAAUCAGCUCAAAGGAUGGCCAAAACCUAUUCCUCUAUGCCUCAGAUGUGGUCCAAGUGUCUGCUGCGCCACUGCUAUGGUCUUUGGUUCAUCUGCCUCCCAGGGUUUGUUGGCACCUGCCACUCAAAGGUGCGGGCUCUGCGCACAGCUUACGAUGUGCUGAGAAAGAUGCAGGACAAUAAGUUGCAGGCUCCAGAUGAGGUGUGCUACCGUGUGUUGCUGCAGCUGUGUGGGCAGUAUAGCCAGCCAGUCCUCGCCGUCAGGGUGUUGUUUGAGAUGAAGAAAGCUGGAGUUCAACCCAACGCCAUCACCUAUGGGUACUACAACAAGGCGGUGUUGGAGAGCACCUGGCCCUCGACCACCAGAGGAGGCUACUUUUUAUGGGGAAAGCUGAGGAACGUGGUUUUAGGUGUUCUCCAGUUCAAGCAAGCAGGGCGAAAACAACAGACGCCACACAGAGAUCCUCAGCUUUCAGACGGCAGUGAUCUUGACACAGUCAGUCAUGGCAGUUUGGACAGUGCCAAUGAUUCUGCUGAGCGUACUUCCAUCGACACCGACUUCACUAAAAUGGAUUCCAGUGAUGAUGGAUUAAGUACUGGUGGACAGUCAGAUCAAGGCUACGAUUCCCUAUCCAAAGAGGAGGAGCGGAUGUGCAACAGAGAGAACAACAGCUCCCCGGCGGUGGAAGACAAAGGACCUCGGCAGUCCACACUUGAGGUCGAGGUUCCAAUCAGCAGUAUCUCUCCUCCUACAAGAAACUGCAAAUCAACAGAUGUCAGUGCUGACAAUGGCAACAGGAUGGUUUCCUGUCCAUCAAGUGACAUCCUUCUGUGUGGACCUCUGCCAAAAACAGAGAGGCCAAAAUCUCUAGACUUGUCUGGGGGACAAGAACAUUUUAGGCUCACCGUCCCUCACCUUAGCUCAACAAAGCAACAUCACCUCGCUGGCGACAGACUGCACGGAGUAGAAGAAGAGGAGACAGAGACCGGUAAACAAAAACCUCUGAUGGAGAGAAGUGUCAGCUGCAGCAGUACAGUGGAGAGGCCAGGUGGGUCCAUCGUGAGGAGUGUCAGCUGCAGUGCUGGGACUGUGAGGAGAACAGGUAUUGAGAGGGGGUUUGAUCCCCUGUCAUUGAUGGCGACAGAUGCAGUACAAGAGUGUGGUGAGGAGAGCAGCGGCACGCCCACAGCCCGCCGCGACCUUGCUGAAGAAAUUGAGAUGUACAUGCAUAAUAGCAACAGCCCUCUGAGCAGCCGCACAUCCAGUAUGAACCUACAGAACCCCUCAAGCCCUUUGUUUAGAUCUGCCUCGUCUCCUCACACCUCCCCACGACCCUCCACCCUGCCCCUCUCCAACACACACCUCCCGCUGCCGGUGAAAUCCAGAGAGAGGCUGAGGCCGUCACCGUCUCUUCCUCUGGGUGUCUGUUCCAAAGAGAGGGAGAGGCCUUCCUCUUUGGUGUCACCUUCCUCACCUAGUCCGUCGUCCUCAUCGUUCUCCAUGGAUUCACUGUUCACCCCAUCUCUGGACAUCUUUAAGAGCAGCUUUUUAUCAGCAGGGAAGGGCGUGGCUGAAAAGGCCAGCCGCUUCUACUCUCGUCUGUCCUCACAGACUUCAUUAACACAGGAGACAAAUUAUGACCGGAUUAGUGUAUCCUCACUGACCUCAGGAGAGGCAGACUGCUCUUCGCUGCUUGAUAAUGACUCCUGUCUGGACCCAGAUGGCUUUACCUCUCCCCAGCACGGCAGUGUAUCCCGACUCAGGAGGAGCCCGGUUGUGGGUCGUAUCAACCUGGGCAGCCCCAGCAACCCCAACAGAGUGUUCAGACACAACUCCUUCUCUGGUGGUUUGGCACUUCCUUCUAAAAUGCCUCGCACUCCAGAUUCCUCCCCCGACACCAGCCGCUUCCAACCCACUCCCAACUACACCAUAGAGGUGCUGAUGUCCAGCUCCUCACUUUGUAAGACGUGUGACUGUCUGGUGUAUGACGAGGAGAUCAUGGCUGGCUGGACAGCAAACGACUCCAAUCUCAACAGCACUUGUCCCUUUUGCGGCACAGCCUUCCUGCCUUUCCUCAGUGUAGAAAUCAAAGACCUGAGACCACUGAGCAGGUCUUCUAAGGAAAGUAAUCAUGUUACAGAGGAGAUCACAUCAGCAUCUCUCAAUCCCGAGGCCAAAAUGUCUGCAGCAAACUGCGCAGCUCAGUCGCCCACUGCUCCCCCGGAGAAGAAGGAGAGCAACGGGAGUGCUGGGCCGACUCAGGUGACGGUUCCCUACUUAAGCCCCCUUGUUCUGUGGAAGGAGCUGGAGAGCCUGCUGGUAAAUGAGGGCGACGAGGCCAUUUCUUCCCCCACUGUUGUCGACCAACACCCCAUCGUCUUCUGGAACCUCGUGUGGUACUUCAGAAGGCUGGAGCUGCCGAGUAACCUGCCGGCUCUUAUCCUGGUCUCUCAGAACUGCAGCCACGGAAACCAGACUCCUCAGAGCGUUUCUUCCGAGGACAAUAAGCAGGUGCUUGUGAGGAUUAUGUGGGACAACCUGAAGUUGCACAAAGAAAAAGUCCAACCCUGCUAUGUCUUAUGGAACACACAUUGUGCAAACUCCCUGGUGCGCUCUGGGCUGUGUGAAGAAGGCCAGCUCUUCACUGUGGAGCUACUGCAGGGUUUUGUGAGGAGCAUUAAGAAGAGUGAUGUCUAUCAGCCCAUGAGCCAGAUCAUCCAGCUGCUGGGGCCAGAGCUGGGUUUUAAAAGACAGAGGAGCCUCUACAGAGAUUUAUUGUUCCUCGCUCUGGUGGCUUUGGGAAAGAACAACAUUAAUAUCAAUGCUUUUGACCGGGAGUACAAGUUAGCAUAUGAUCGCCUGACCCCCAGCCAGGUAAAGCUAACACACAACUGUGACCGGCCCCCCGGAGCAGGGGUCAUGGAGUGCAGAAGGACUUUUGUGGAGCCCAGUCUGUAAAGUACUUCUCUUCUUCUGUCACAUUGUGUGUGUUUUUUUUAAACUAUGGUCACUGCUGAUGGGUUUUUUUGGACUGCUCGUCAGACUCAGGACAAGCUCACCUGACUGGAGCAAAUAGCUCUUAAGCACAAUGGGAACAUGACACUUAAAAAAACUAACUGCCACAUGUUUCUUGUAUACUGUUAGAGCUGAAAGGCGUGGAGUGACAACCUAGUGUCUCUAAAUAUUCAGAAAAUCCACUGUAUUUUCAGUAUAAGUAUAGUAAAAUGUUUGUACAGUUAUUAUACAGUCUAUUUUAUGACUUUGUUUCUGUUGAAGCUGUGAGUAAGUAUGUCAAAGUUAGCGUGAUUACAUUGUCGCAAUGUAUAAAUGGUCCUGGGGACCUUGUUUAGACUGUUGUUGAGUGUGUGUGUAUAAUACAUACUUGUUUUUAGACAUUUGUGUUUUUACAAAGCACUUUGAAAAGAUGA